GAACAUUAUCCCCUUCGCCCACCCAACUCGUGCCAGUUUUCUCGCUUUUUUGUCUUCUAGCCGUGUUUGUGAGCAAAAAUAUAAAACUCCUGGCAGAUAUCCUCCUCUUUUUCUUGUCCCUGACCUCCCCCGUCUUCCUUCUUUUUCCUCCUCUUUUUCCUCACUGCACUCUACACACUGGCCAGUGUAAUAAACCAUGGCGGGCAUCUGCGACACAACAUCCAUCUACACCCUGGACACGUACCACUCGGUGGAGUCGACGGGUUCGCGCGAGUGUCUGCUGCACGAGCGGCCGCGCAUGUCGCUCGAAGCAUCGCCGGUGGAGCUCGACACACAGCUGGCUGAGCGCGAGCUGCUGGGCAUAAUGGCGCAGCAGACGCGCGCCCAGGGAGGGGCAAUGGCCGAGCAGCGCGUGGUGCUGUCGCUGGGAAAGCAGCGGUCGAUGGGGCUGGCCCGGGUGGCUUCGGCGGUGAACCGCAUGGGGCGGCUACGGUAUGCAAACCAGGACUGCGUCAGCAUCCACGAGCGCCGGGCCCGCGACAUGGAGGGCGUCAUGCGCCGGCUCGACCGCAUGACGGUUGGCGCCCUGGCUGACCGUCAGCGGUACACGCCGCCAGCCAGCCCUAAUGCAAAUACCCUGGUCCUGGAGUAGGAGCACUGGCGCCAGG
Molecule: messenger RNA, 668 nt
Organism: Linderina pennispora
Lineage: Eukaryota; Fungi; Kickxellomycota; Kickxellomycetes; Kickxellales; Kickxellaceae
Exons: 1
Coding region: 197-652 (151 amino acids)
Source: RefSeq, a predicted model, not a curated record